GUCGGACGAAUCGACGCAUUCGCGGGUUGUCCGUCGGCGGAACCACUUCUCGCAUUGUUUAACGCACUAUGAGUAUUUAAAAAAAUUAACUAAAAAAGGGAGUGAUCUUUAAAAUAACUCUACUAAAUUGGAACGACCACCAAUUAUCAGAUGAAGCAGCGGUAUGCAGGCGCCAGCGGCGCAGUGCUGGUCGGAUUACUUUGCGGAUUUCUUGUAUUCGGCGUCCACGGUGAUAAGGUGGAAGUAAUAGAGCUGGGCAAUUGGACGAUAACUAAUCAGAAUGGAUCGCUAACUAUUGACAACCAAACGUUGCCCUCGGGCAUAUACAGUGCCUUCGCGCCCCAAGUGCUGGACUCGUACAACGAUGUCGGCUUGCGUUAUCUGGCCUACGACAAUUGGACCUACUCUACUCUCUUUCAAUUCGACGUCCAUCACUACAAACGCGGCCACAUCAACCUGACUUUCCACGGCAUAGAUGCCGUGUCAGAAAUUCGGCUUAACCAUCAGCUGCUGGGACAGACAGACAACAUGUUUGUACGCUACUCGUACGAAGUGAGCUCCCUACUCGAAGUAGAAAACUUUCUGGAGGUAGAGAUCCAAUCUCCCGUACUUGCUGCCCUAGCUAGAGCUAAUGUAUUGAAUGAAGCUAAGAAAACCGUACCUCCGGAUUGCCCGAACGAGCGCUACCAUGGCGAGUGCCAUAUGAACAUGUUGCGGAAGAUGCAGGCGAGCUUCUCUUGGGACUGGGGUCCCGCAGCCCCCUCCGCUGGGAUCUGGAAAAACGUGGCGCUUGAAAUCUACGAGGUGGCCGUCAUACGCGAUGUGGAUGUGGAUGUCAGCCGCAUCAAUGGAUCGCACUGGAACAUGCAUAUUCGCUGCUACCUGGACGCGAUGGGCGAAAAGGACUUCAACGGAAGGCUUAUAUUAUACGCUGUCGAGCUAUUGGACCAUCCGGUGGUCGUAGACAGAUACGCACUGAAAACCAUGACGCCAGUAAUUGAGUUUGAUCAGGCCGUGUCAAUUGAGAAAGUCGUAACUUGGUGGCCAAAUGGCUAUGGAGACCAGAAACUUUAUCCACUUCACUUCACUCUGAAGGCCUGGCUGGGUAAUGACGGGCCCGAUGUUCGCUCUAGGACCAAGUCGCACAGGUCUCUCCGAGUAGGCUUUCGCACGCUUGAACUGGUCGAAGUGCCUGCUCCUGACGGCGUAGGAAACACCUUCUUUUUUCGAGUUAAUGGAGUAGAGAUGUUCAUGAAAGGUAGUAACUAUAUACCAUCACAUAUCCUGCCCGAAAUGCAAACGAAGGAACAGAUUGGCCAUCUAUUAAGGUCUGCAAAGGAAGCUCAUAUGAAUAUGCUGCGAGUUUGGGGAGGGGGUGUUUACGAAUCAGACUACUUCUACCAGCUAGCCGACAGUCUGGGUCUCCUAAUUUGGCAAGAUAUGAUGUUUGCGUGUGCCAUGUACCCGGUUGGCGACAAUUUCCUGUCAACGGUGCGUGAGGAGGUUCGCCAAAAUGGCAUACGGCUAUCACACCAUCCCAGUGUGGCAAUUUUUGUAACCAACAAUGAAAACGAAGCUGCCUUGGUGCAGAAUUGGUACGGAACGCACUACGAAAAAGAUCGCUUCGAGAGCGAGUACCGUGAACUCUACCUGGCCAACGUCAUCCACGAGCUAAAGCUUGUCUCGCAAAGGUCUCGACCCCAGCCACUAGUCUCAUCGCCUUCCAAUGGUAAGGCCAGUGAACAGGACAACUACAUUUCUAGCAACCCUCAGGAUAAUCACAAUGGAGAUGUGCAUUUUUACGACUACACAAAGGACGGCUGGGACCCAGGCAUUUAUCCGCGACCUCGAUUUGCUAGUGAGUAUGGCUUUCAGAGCUUUCCAGGCGCAUACGCCUGGCAGCGCAGCAAGGACGGCGACGACGACGUUCUUGCCCUGAUCAGACACCGCCAGCACCAUCCGCUGGGAAAUGUUCCUGUAAUCGCUUUGGUAGAGAGACACCUUCCGCUUCCCUUGCCAGAGGAUGAGAACUACGUCAAUGCACUGAUAUACUUCAGCCAGAUCACUCAAGCCAUGGCCACCAAGGUGGAAACGGAAUUGUACCGCAGUCUACGCGACACCCCUCAUAAAACCAUGGGAGCCCUUUACUGGCAACUAAACGACGUAUGGGUGGCGCCAUCCUGGUCUGGCAUUGAUUUCUACGGCAACUGGAAGAUGCUUCAUUACUGGGCUCGCGAGUUUCUAGCGCCAAUUGCAAUCGUAGCCCUCUACGAAAGGUCCACGGACUCGCUAAACAUUUCGCUGGUCUGCGAUCUACUGGAGGUGGACACGCAGGAACUGAAUGUCGUGGCUAACGUUCACCUGUGGUCCCAGCUGCUCCCACGCCAAUCAACUACUUGGGAGGUUACCCUGCGCCCCAAUGGUGUGCAGUACGACAAAGUCAUUCCGCUUUCCGACUUGCUUAAAGGCCAGUUCACUAAAACCAACGCAUUUCUUGAGUUUCAUCUUCGUCGCGGCCAUGAAGUGAUAUCCAGGACCCACUUCUUCCCGUGCAGCAUUGCCGGAGCCGUCGGGAUCGAAGACCCUGGGCUAGAGUAUGAAAUCGUCUCCAAGACCUGUCUCAAUACCACCGAUGUCAUACGCAAUAGCGUCAGCAUUAGCAUCCAGGUCAAGCGUCCAGCCGUGUUUGUGUACCUGGAGUUGCUGAAGCCGUACCGCUACACAUUGUCCGAGAACGGAUUUAUGCAGACCGCGCCGAUGCACGUCGUCUAUCUAACGUUUGACGCGCCUUCGUGUUUCCGUUUAUUACUGCGCAAAACGGACAUCCGCGUACUAACCGUCAACGACUUUAUGAGAUAGACGACUCCUCUUCCUUGACAAAUUUUAUUCAACUUUUAUAAAUAGCUUAACAAUAAACAAAUCAAUAAAUAGCA
Molecule: messenger RNA, 2933 nt
Organism: Drosophila takahashii
Lineage: Eukaryota; Metazoa; Arthropoda; Insecta; Diptera; Drosophilidae
Gene: beta-Man
Product: beta-mannosidase
Biological process (GO): glycoprotein catabolic process
Molecular function (GO): beta-mannosidase activity
Source: RefSeq, a predicted model, not a curated record